AGAUCCUGUUUUCUUACGCAUGCGCAGAAAUUGGUGUUUUCAGAAAGCACGUGGUGAUCGACAAUCCUCCGUGAAGCGAAUAACGCCGAGAGGAGUUGAUUUUUGUUGUAUUUGUUUGAAACGUAAUCUAUUGUGUUUAAGAUGGCAGAUGAAGUUAACCCCAAGGCGUAUCCCCUGGCUGAUGCCAAGCUGACUGAGUCUAUCUUGGACUUAAUCCAACAGGCAGCUAACUACAAGCAGUUGAAGAAGGGGGCCAAUGAAGCCACUAAAACACUGAAUCGUGGGAUAUCCGAGUUCAUUGUGAUGGCUGCCGAUGCUGAACCUCUGGAGAUUCUCCUCCACCUGCCCCUGCUCUGUGAAGACAAGAAUGUGCCAUACGUUUUCUGCCGAUCUAAGCAGGCCUUGGGUCGUGCGUGUGGUGUGUCUCGGCCAGUGAUAGCAUGCUCAGUGGUGGCCAAGGAGAGCUCAAUGAUCAGCACCCAGAUCACCGAGGCCAAGCUUCGCAUUGAGAAACUUCUUAUCUGAACCCCAUAUUGCCUCAGGUUUAUUUGUGCCAGAAUCAGUCUGUGGUCUCUCCAGUGUGGGAUACUGAACUGACGAAGGAGCAUUUAUUUUAUACAAGCACUGUAUAUGGAUACCAGUUUGGUUUUAUCAUUUUCUUGUAGAUACUGUCAUCAUCAUAAUAAAUACUGAAACAGUCAA
Molecule: messenger RNA, 702 nt
Organism: Haliotis rubra (blacklip abalone)
Lineage: Eukaryota; Metazoa; Mollusca; Gastropoda; Lepetellida; Haliotidae
Product: NHP2-like protein 1
Exons: 5
Coding region: 142-525 (127 amino acids)
Biological process (GO): mRNA splicing, via spliceosome; maturation of SSU-rRNA
Cellular component (GO): nucleolus; precatalytic spliceosome; box C/D methylation guide snoRNP complex
Molecular function (GO): RNA binding
Source: RefSeq, a predicted model, not a curated record